Molecule: messenger RNA, 255 nt
Organism: Paramecium primaurelia
Lineage: Eukaryota; Ciliophora; Oligohymenophorea; Peniculida; Parameciidae
Source: the annotation of a GenBank genome assembly
AUGUAAAUUUUGUAGAAAGAUUGGUAGACUUAACAUGAUAGAAUUUCAGGAGAAAUGUAAAAAAUGCUUAAGAGAAUUGAUGAAUUGUAAGAAUAAAUUACCCAGGAGGCAAAUCAUAACAAAAGAGAGCUAUAAUUGAAAGAAAUGGAUGAAACAACUCAGCAAUUAGAUGAAUAUAUUUAAAAUAUCAGCGAAAUGGGCUAAUAGCUCAGAUUGAUCACCGAUUUUGUAAAUCAUAUCAGAAAAGGUUUGUGA